Drosophila eugracilis is the source of this 658-nucleotide messenger RNA. RefSeq lists its product as uncharacterized. The record is from RefSeq and is a predicted model, not a curated record. The transcript has a single exon. The coding region runs from base 119 to 424 and encodes 101 amino acids. Lineage: Eukaryota; Metazoa; Arthropoda; Insecta; Diptera; Drosophilidae.
GAAUAUAUAUCAGUUACAUCUGACUCGGUCAACAAUAAGCAUUCCAAAAAUAUAAUACAUUUAUUUAUUUAUAUUUUUCCGUCUAUACUGUUUGUAUGGAAGAAUUUUUACCGAAGUGAUGGCGAUGAAGAUGAAUCAGAACCAGAACAAGUUCAACAUAAAUCAGUCCGUCGCUAGGAUGACGGUGCGAUUGGUCGAACCCAUUGUCCCAGUGCCGCAAAUGUCAUCGUCAACUUUGCCAGCCCGCCGUGCUGUCGUCGAAUCUUAUCGGGGUCCUCAAAUUGCUCCCGAUGAUGCCAUGCUGCCCAUGCCGCCGCACAAAAAGAAUCAGAGUAUGGGUGAGAUUUUGCACGAUCUACGACAAAAAGUGAAGGACCUAAAGCUCUGGCAUCGAACCCUUCGCUUCCUGAAGAAACGAGUCUAGCUUGCAAUUAUAUAUAUAUAUAUAUACACCAAACUGGAGGAUCUGAACCAUAUCUUCAACUGUAAUACACUUCGUUUCGUCCACGUGCAAAAUCCCCAAUAAACAAGUUAGAGUUGUGUUCGAUUUUAAGUUUCACAAAUGAUUGUAGAACCCUAAAAAUCGAUCACAUAUUCUACCGUCUAUCGUCGCUUUAUCUACCACAAAAAAAAAGAAAUAUAUAAGAAAUUACUCGUA